This is a messenger RNA of Solanum dulcamara, 1191 nucleotides long. Its product is annotated as cationic peroxidase 1-like. The coding region runs from base 53 to 1003 and encodes 316 amino acids. Gene Ontology annotation, molecular function: heme binding; peroxidase activity. The transcript has 4 exons. Gene Ontology annotation, biological process: response to oxidative stress; hydrogen peroxide catabolic process. The record is from RefSeq and is a predicted model, not a curated record. Lineage: Eukaryota; Viridiplantae; Streptophyta; Magnoliopsida; Solanales; Solanaceae.
AAGCAAUUUUCUUUCUCUUUAGUAGUUACUACUCUUUCGUUUUUUAGUAGCCAUGGCUAAGAUAUCAUUGAUAUUACUAAUAAUAUUUCCUUUUCUUCUUGGACCGAGCUCUGCUCAAUCGUUAUCCGCCAAUUUCUACUCUUCCUCAUGCCCAAAUGUCCUCUCGGUUAUUAAAACCGCGGUGGAUUCUGCUGUUUCCAGUGAGGCUCGCAUGGGGGCUUCUUUACUUCGUCUUCAUUUCCAUGAUUGUUUUGUUAAUGGUUGUGAUGCAUCCGUGCUACUAGAUGACACAUCAAACUUCACAGGAGAGAAAACUGCCGGACCAAAUAGUGGAUCAUUAAGAGGAUUUGAUGUGAUAGACACUAUUAAAACUCAAGUGGAGUCUUCGUGUGCUGGCAUUGUAUCUUGUGCAGACAUUUUAGCUGUUGCUGCACGAGAUUCUGUUAUCAAACUUGGUGGCCCUAGUUGGACUGUUUUACUCGGUAGAAGAGACUCAACUACUGCAAGUUUGAGUGCAGCAAACAACAAUAUUCCUGCACCAACUUUGAACCUCACUGGCCUUAUUUCUUCCUUCUCAAACAAAGGUUUAACUGCUAGGGAAAUGGUGGCUCUCUCAGGAAGUCACACAAUAGGCCAAGCAAGGUGUACUACUUUCAGAAACCGUCUAUACAAUGAAGCCAAUAUAAAUGCCUCAUUUGCAACAUCAGUAAAAGCAAACUGUCCACAAAGUGGUGGUAACAACAAUCUUUCACCACUAGACACCACAAGCCCAACUUCAUUUGAUAAUGCUUACUACAAGAACUUGCAAAUUCAAAAGGGCCUUCUUCAUUCUGAUCAAGUGCUAUUUAAUGGAGGAUCUACAGACUCCAUCGUUAACACUUAUAGCUCUAAUUCAGCGACUUUCUUCACUGAUUUCGGAAAUGCUAUGGUGAAAAUGGGAAAUCUUAGCCCCCUUACAGGUACUAACGGCCAAAUCCGUAAAAAUUGCAGGAAAAUGAACUAAGAUUUAAGAAAAGGAAAAAAGUACCAAAAAAUUGAUUUCAAUACUUCGAGUGUUGCAAUGUUUUUUCCCUUUUUCUUUUUAUAGCCAACUGUAAUGUUCUGCAAUUUUGGAGGUAAAGGUGUUAAGUAACGUCCCCCCUCCAAUAUGUAAACGUUCCAAGUAGUGAAAUAAAAAAGAGUGUUUUCAUA